CCACUAACUGAGCCACACUGUGUAACAAGAAAUGCAAAGUUGGUAACUAUGAAAGGGAUUAUUGAAGGUUUGUCAUUAAUAUGAAACAGCGUGUAUAUAUCAUCGAUUUAAAUCUCGAACUUUAGAUAAGACAUUGAGUUGAAGAUAAACCCAAAAUGUACAGUUACACAUUUUAUGGAUUGUUUUGUAUAGUUACCAGAGUGCUCAAACCUAUAACGGUGAGCUUUGCAUAGGGCGAAAGCGUUGAACGUGUCAUAUGGACUCUCUACGUAGUCUGUGGAAAAUGCUUAAACUAUGCAUGAGCAGAAAGCGUAUUAUACAAUGUAUACAUAUAUGUGUGUGUAUCUUUUUCUUUGUUCUUCCAGGAAUUUCGCUGUUUGCAAAGUUUUGUGUCGAGUGCAAGAUACCGUACAGAUACCAGGAGUAUUCAGCUGGUGUUCACAAUUUUAAUGACAACUGGCUUUUAAGUUUGGGAAUAUGUGAUAUGAUCAGAAAACAUCUUCAGGUUCACAACGCUGUCAGUCGCACUGUUGAGGCAAUUGAAAACUGGCUGCAGUUGCGACCAUUUCAGUUACCACGUGGUCAAAUGAUGAACGCGUAUCUUCACUUUGAAGCUCUCUCAGAUCAUGACUAUGGGUUUUCUUGUGUUUUGUGUGGACACUUUCCUCCCCUGUUAACUCUAGAUGUAGACAAGAAAGGAAUCUUUGAACUAGCGGUUAGUGAACUUCAGUUGCCAGACCCCGAAUCCGAUGCUCCUGCAGAUGAAGUGGACGCUGAAAAGUACUGGCAACAAGUGAACUGUGGGAUCUUAUACAGAGGAGUAUUGAGAGGUACCUGUUAUAAGAGAAAUGGCCAGAAGUUUAAAUGUGAGCGACAAGGGGUCGAAACUUGGUAUAAUUAACCGUAUAAAAUCUGUUUUGAAUAUCGAAGAAACGUUUCUUAAACUUUUCUCAAAGAUGUGGGGUCGUUCAGGUAAGGUUAACUUGAAAUUGUUUCACAAAGACGACGAUUUUCGUAAAGCAUUAUGUAUUGUGCUUCUUACCUUUAUUC
Molecule: messenger RNA, 1050 nt
Organism: Xenia sp. Carnegie-2017
Lineage: Eukaryota; Metazoa; Cnidaria; Anthozoa; Malacalcyonacea; Xeniidae
Exons: 4
Coding region: 257-901 (214 amino acids)
Source: RefSeq, a predicted model, not a curated record